AUGGUAAUAAGAAUGGUUUUACGUAAAAAUUAAAAGACAGAUUUAUAACCUCUGUCUUAUAGCUAGUGGAUCUGCUGCACAUGUGCGAGAAAACUUUGUUUUGAAGCCCCUUUUACCCUUGUCCAGUGGGUAGCGGACAGGUAAACAAUUCUGCGGGGACGAGAUUAAUGAUAAUUGGUUGAAGGGCUAGAAUUUCCUCUAGGUAGAUAUUAAUUGUUAUAAGUUUAAGUGUCCUUUUGGCAAAUAAAGAUAACAUAGUAAUUUGUUUAGUCAAGAAGCAUUUAAUACUGGCCUCAGUUGUUCAAACAUCGAACAGGGCUAUAUAUCCACCGGACGAAUCACUAUCCUGGGAAUAAGUGUUAGGAAAACUAGUAAAGUUGCCCAUUGGAUAGAGAUUUAUCCAGUGGAUAGCGUUUUCUAACUUUUUUACAAAUGGAGACUGAUGAUUAAAUUCGAUAAAAACUAUUAAAAAUUAUCAGAGUUAUUAGGUUGCGUCUUUGGGUACUUUGGGUAAUGUUGGCUUUUAAUUUCACAGGUUCCUACCUUAGCAUCUGAAGGCAGUGCAAUCGAAGUACAAAGUGUGAGUGGCGCCCCCGAGGUACUCAUACAAAAAGAACUUCUAAAUGUGAUGGCUGAGGACUUGGCAGCUAAAGUAAUAAGCAGCAGUUUAAGAGAGGUUGCUGAAAUCGAUUUACAAGAAGAGGUUGUCUCUGUUGUCGCACAUGAGGUCGGUGAAGCGAAAAAGGAAAACAGCGCUGUUAAAUUUGUACCCGACUUUGCAAUCGAGUUAGAAAGUGUACGUGGGGCAACUGAGGUACUCGUACGAGGCGAAAUCCUAAAUGUGAUUGCUGAUGACUUGGCAGCGGAAGCAAUAACCAACAGUUUAAGAGAAUUGGAAAGCGCCUCGGUUGAAGACAUUGCAUCUGAAGCAGAAAAAACAGAAAAAUCUGAAGCGGAAAAUGUAACUGCAGUCACUGAGAUCCAUUCACAGGAAGAGGUUGUCUCUGUUGUCGCACAUGAGGUCGGUGAAGUGAAAAAGAAAAACAGCGCUGUAAAAUUAGUUUCCGACUUUGCAAUAGAGUUAGAAAGUGUACGUGGGGCGACUGGGGUACUCGUACAAGAGGAACUUCUAAAUGUGAUCGCUAAAGACUUGGCAGUGGAAGUAAUUAGAAGCAGUUUAAGAGAAUUGGAAAGCGCCUCUUUGGUUGAAGACAUUGCAUCUGAGGCAGAGAAAAUAAUCCCAGGGGUCACCUACGAAUUGACUGAUAAUGUGAUCGAGCUUGAAUCUGAAGAUCCUGAGGUGCAUGAAAGUGCCAAAAAAACCUUGAGUGACGUCCCAAGUGAGGAUGACAAGCUAAGCAACAAAGCCUAUGAGUGCACAUUAGAAUGGGAAACCGUCAGUGCAAUUCAACCAGAAAUUGCAGUGGAGUUUGAAAAUGUAACUGCAGUCACUGAGAUGUGUUUACAACAAGAGGUUGUCCCUGUUAUCGCACACGAGGUCAGUGAAGCGAAAAAGAAAAACAGCGCUGUUAAAUUAGUACCCGACUUUGCAAUCGAGUUAGAAAGUGUACGUGGGGCGACUGAGGUACAAGUACAAGAAGAACUUCUAAAUGUGAUCGCUGAAGACUUGGCAGCUGAAGCAAUUACAAGCAGUUUAAGAGAAUUGGAAAGCCUCGCUUUGGCUGAAGACAUUGCGUCUGAGGCAGAAACAAUCCAGGCCGUCGUCUGCGAAUUGACUGAUAGUGUGAUCGAGCUUGAGUCUGAGGAUGUAGUACUGGAUGAGGUCAGUCAAACCUCGGUUGAUAUUCUUGUUGACAAACUCAGCGGUACAGUGGAGGGGAGUGAGUGCAUGUUAGAAUGCGAAACCGUCGGUUUAAUUGAGCCAGAAGUUGCGGCCGAGUUUGAGGGUGUAACUGAGGUUCCUGACAUUCUCGUGCAAGAAAAAAUCAUCUCCAGUGUCGUCCAUGAGUCGAGCACCGCAGAAGUGAAACCUGACCUUUCGUUCGAGCCACAAAGUGUUACAGCGGCCAUUGAUUUUCCUCUCGAGCAGCGAAAUUCCACAAGAAUUACUCGAGAGUCCGUUUUAACAAAAAGUGAGAGUGCGCGCGAGUUUUUCCCAGAAUGUUCGCUCCUGAUGGAAUAUGGCAGUGAUGUUUCCGUGAUCUCCAAUGAAGUUGCAGCUGCAGAAGUAAAAACAUCCUGUACGUUCUGGCCUGAAAGUUCAUUGGACUUGGAGAGUGUAAGUGAGGUCGUUCAAUCUUCUUUAGAAAUAGACACUGUGACUGAUCACUCAUGACUCACUCGUAUUGGGCUGCAGGCCGACCGUUCAAAUAUUGUUUAGUGGUCGCUUGAUGGUAAAGAGAUCCUCUUGUACAAUGUAAAUUAAAAAGAUCUGUCUGGACUCUAAAGUGCCAAUUUAGCCUUGCAGAAAAAGGUCUGAUUCAUGCCUCUCUUGGAGCCAUUUGAGUAUAAUCAAGGCCACGUUUGGUCUCUUUCCAAACUAUGAAUAUGCAGCUUUAAAUUUGCACAAAUACAUACAAACAAGCCACAACCACCCAUGUAUCAUGUUUAAAAUUUGUUCUAGGAACUACUUUGUUUUAAUAUGCAUUUUUUUUGCCUUCAGGUUGAAAUGUGUGCAGCUGAAUGCUCAGAUCCCAACGAUGAUAUUAUUGGAAAGAAGACCAUGCCAAACAGAGAAUUUGAACUAAGAUGGUAAGACUUUCCCUUAGCAGAAAGCCAAUAGGGAGUGAUCGAUUUCUUGAUUCCCCACAAUCUUAAUCCCGGUAAAGUUCAAGAUUACGGUACAAAGUAUUUUGAAGUAAGUGCACUGAAAUAAUGUGCUGAGUUUAAGCUUCUUUUUGUUUGGCUUCGGUUGAAACGUAUUUAGACAAGGUGGAAUUGAACCGAUCUUUGUAGCCUUUGUUUGUUGUCUUCUUUAUUCCAGCAAUGCAGCGCAAGUUAGAUGUCAACAUGUUUUUAAAACGUUGUUGGAAUUUAUCUUGUGCUGCGUUGCUGGCUUCAGCGUUUUAACUGCAUGACGGAUUUCAAACAGAAGAUUUCAGCAGACUGGAACUUGGGUAUAAAUAACUGUAGUUGCACAUGACCAAGGAUGGUAAUCAUGCAUGAGAUCUUUACAAGGUGUUUCAUGAUAUGGAUGUUUAAAAUUCUGGUUCUUUGGAAAGAAAUACAUAAAAAGUUAUAGCAUAUAAUAGUCUGUUGACAGGUUCUGUGAAUUAGCCUUAGUUUAUACUGUAAAUAGAGGAAGACAAACAAGACAAAUACGCGCUUGAAAGUCGCGAGCUUCCAACUAGGAAGCUGCAUGUAAACAGGAGAAAAACUGGAACGUGUUGGUUACCAUUACCUGUGGUCUUUUUAUAUUUCAGCAUUGCCGGAAAAGUCGACCAACAUGUUUUAAACGUUAAAGCCGUCGAGUUCAUCCCACGCUUUUCAACAACUAGCUUUUUUAGAACAGACAAAGUUGCCAAACUGGAGCGCGGGUAUGUUUUAUAUCAUCUUUUAUUUCCAUUGCGCACUGAGGACGUUACUCAUAUGUGAGAGCUAACUGAGAUAUUAUUUUACAAAAAUGUGCGUGUAAACCAAACGAAAAGUUCUUCGGUCCUUUAGGAUCUUCCUCCCACCAUGUACAUGUAAACAGCCGCUCUGAGAUUCAAGCCAACGAGUAGGUCACUGAAAAACACUGUACCAUGACUCGUUUUCAAAAGCUAUCGCUAUAAAAAACUUGUCAAGUAUCGCACAAGCUCAACUGCAACAAACUGCUUCAGGUUCUCCCUACCAGAACGUAGGCGAAUCUGUUAAGCUUUUGGCUGUUUUCCAGCCUCUCUAGCCUAAAGGAGUCCCACAGUGAUUCAUUUUAGGUCUUCUUCUCUUUUCACACUUGCCUGUGAUCAUUUAAGUUAGAAAAAACCAAUAAAAGUGUAAACUAGAAGCUUGAUCACUUCUAUUUGAAAUCUCGUUGUGAGUAUUGCCCAGGCUUUACUUUGCCGUUAAUUUGUAAAGCAAACUAGAUCUUUUUGUUUAUUGUCGCUUGUCGUCUUUUACAUUUUUUCAGAAUUGCAGGACAAGUUGACCAACACCACCAUGUUUUAAACCCUGACGCGGAUGAAUUCAUCCCAGGCUUUCAAGCAACUGGCGCAUUUGAAACUAACGUUUUUGUCAAACUGGAGCUUGGGUAUAAAUCAUACUUUGCAUUUCUAUUGCGCAUUUAUUUAUAUAGGACGUUAACUAUUUAUGAGAACUAACUGGGUAAUGUUAGGUAUAGAUGAUAGUCCACGGGUCCUUUUGAGAAGCAUCAUAACUUCAAAGCAUAUUAACUUGGCUCACUUGUAGUGAGUCUUGGCCUGUCUUUCUUUGACUUUAAACGUAACAGGACUCUAGGAAAACUGGAACGUGUUGGUUAUCGUUGCCUGUCGUCUUUUUUAUAUAUUUCAGCAUUGCUGGACAGGGCGACCAACGUCAUAUAUUGAACCCUAACGCCGAUACAUUUAUUCCACGCUUUCAAGCAGCGGGGGGAAUUCAAACAGACGAUUUUGGCACACCAGAGUUUGGGUAUGUAUUUUGUUUAAUUUGUAUUGUGCACUUAGGAAGCUUAUAAUUUAUGAGAACUAAUUGGAUUAUUGUAUGGAAUGUAAUUAUGCAGGUAUUCUGGCCCUUUGAGAGGAAAUUUUGUCAGAGAUACUCAUAGUCUGCUGACGUGGUCUUGUGACUUAGGUUCUGUUAAUGUGGAAGAAUCGAAGGAAGACAAAUCAAGCGAGAAGAAUAUGCGCCUGAGUAACGUUCGUUAGUUUCCCUCUAGAAUGAUGUCAAGUACACAACACAAAUGAGAAGUAAUUCCGCCUCCUAGGAUCUUCUUCUAGUCCACUGCGUUUCACCCAGUUUUUAUAGCAACAUGAACAUGCCCAGUAAAACAAGCGACAGCGCCUCGGUGAAACGCUCAAAUUUGGAAUUGAUGUAG
Messenger RNA from Porites evermanni, 4972 nucleotides. The record is from the annotation of a GenBank genome assembly. NCBI's taxonomy places the organism in Eukaryota, Metazoa, Cnidaria, Anthozoa, Scleractinia, Poritidae.